GGCACGUCAUAGUGGGCGGGAUUACAGUACACUAACUUCCGCAUUACUGUUUAGUUUAGUUUUGGGCUCAGUUUCGCGUUGUCAGAAAAAAAAUUGACUCAGAAGCAGCUUUUUAUUUCGUAAACAAUGUUUGUAACCAUUCAUUUGCAUAAACAGAUUUACAUGAAGUAAUUAAAUAAAAACGGGACGUGAUAUAAACAGCGUAUAAAAUCAGUAUUCAGUCGUCCUGAAGAGUUAACUGCCUCAUAACUGAAAGAUGUUAAAAGCGAUUAUCAUAAUUGGGGGCCCUCAAAAAGGUACCAGGUUCCGCCCCCUGUCAUUCGAGGUGCCCAAACCGCUGUUCCCUGUGGCAGGAGUUCCCAUGCUGCAGCAUCACAUAGAAGCCUGUGCCCAAGUUCCUGAUAUGAAAGAGAUCAUAUUAAUAGGUUUUUAUCAGCCCAAUGACGAGCUUAACCGCUUCAUUUCUUCUUCUCAGCAGGAGUUUAAAAUCCCAAUAAGGUACCUGCAGGAGUUUGCCGCCCUGGGUACAGGUGGAGGGAUCUAUCACUUUCGUGACCAGAUCCUGUCUGGGGGUCCGGUUGCAUUUUUCCUCAUGAAUGCUGACGUAUGCUCGGAGUUCCCAUUGCAGGAAAUGCUCCGGUUUCACCGUCAACAUGGCGAGAAUCAUUGUGGAGUCUUGCUUGGCACUACAGCCAAUAGAACACAAUCUCUGAAUUACGGUUGCAUUGUGGAAAACCAUGAGACAAAUGAGGUGCUCCAUUUUGUGGAGAAACCCAGUACUUUUGUAAGUGACAUUAUCAACUGUGGUAUCUAUUUGUUCACACCAGAUAUUUUUGGCCACAUUGGGAAGGUUUUCCAGAAGAACCAGCAAAUCCAGGAAGAGCUCACUAAUGGCAAGCAGAUGCCAGAGGUGAUUCGGCUAGAACAGGACAUCUUUACAACCCUAGCGGGACAGAAAAAACUUGUUGUCUACAAAACACAGCAUUUCUGGAGUCAGAUAAAGUCUGCAGGGUCAGCAAUAUAUGCUAGUCGUUUGUACCUCAAGCAGUAUCAUCAGACACAUCCUGAAAGACUGGCCACAAACCAAGAUGGAACCCCCAAAAUAAUAGGGGAUGUUUAUAUCCACCCUACAGCAAACAUCGAUCCCUCUGCUGUGUUGGGUGCUAAUGUUUCCAUUGGCAAAGGGGUGACAAUUGGAGGAGGCGUAAGAGUGAGGGAGUCCAUUGUUUUACAUGGAGCCGUGUUACAGGAUCACUGUUGUGUGUUGAACAGUAUUGUUGGGUGGGACAGUACAGUGGGGAAAUGGGCAAGAGUAGAAGGAACUCCGAGUGACCCCAAUCCCAACGACCCAUAUGCUAAGAUUGACAGCGAGACUCUGUUCAGAGAUGGAGGUCUAACCCCAUCCAUCACCAUCCUUGGUAUGAAGAUCUUGCCUCUAUUAUAA
This is a messenger RNA of Sinocyclocheilus rhinocerous, 1444 nucleotides long. RefSeq names its product mannose-1-phosphate guanyltransferase alpha-B-like. NCBI's taxonomy places the organism in Eukaryota, Metazoa, Chordata, Actinopteri, Cypriniformes, Cyprinidae. The record is from RefSeq and is a predicted model, not a curated record. Gene Ontology annotation, molecular function: transferase activity. The transcript has 11 exons. Gene Ontology annotation, biological process: biosynthetic process. The coding region runs from base 257 to 1444 and encodes 395 amino acids.